Molecule: messenger RNA, 501 nt
Organism: Scedosporium apiospermum
Lineage: Eukaryota; Fungi; Ascomycota; Sordariomycetes; Microascales; Microascaceae
Exons: 2
Coding region: 1-501 (166 amino acids)
Source: RefSeq, a predicted model, not a curated record
AUGAUUGAAACGUUGAAAAGCUACCUGGAUACUUAUGAUGACCAUGGUGACGGCUUUGUGCGAAUGGAAGACUAUGGGCCAUACCGUAGCCGCAACUCCGGAUAUUGGAUGGCAUCGUACUUCAUCUGCUGGGGGAUGGGCAUUAUCCUUAGUGAAGAGGAUCGAGAAUCCAUCCGGGAAUAUGACAUUACCAUGGGCAAUGUCUUUGGCCUAACUAAUGACUAUUUCAGUUGGAGCGUUGAGAAGGAUCAGCAAACCGAUCGUGUAAGGAAUGGCGUUAGAGUUUUGAUGAAGGAGCACAACAUUCCCGCAGAUGUUGCUAAGGUGAUGCUUCUGGGUGUGAUCAUUGAACAAGAGUCAAAGGCCGCAAAGCUCAAGGAAGAGCGACUCAGGCAACCCGUCUCGGAACAGGUGUUGCGGUAUUUCCAGGCGAUCGAAUUUUAUGUUGGUGGAAGCUGCUAUUGGCAUGCGACAGCGCCUCGGUAUCAGAUACCCGAAUAA